CGCCCCGGCCGCGGGGCAGCAUGAGCCGCCUGGACCAGACGCUGCAAGCGUUCCUGGGCGCCGAGCCCGGCCCGGCCCGGCUGGGCCAGGAGUUCCAGGACAUCAAGGCCCAAGCCAGCGCCUUCCGGCAGCAACAGGGGUUCUCCGCGGAGGCUGGGGGCAGGAAAGAGAAUAUCAAGAAGAAUCGGUAUAAAGACAUCCUGCCAUAUGAUCAGACCCGGGUCAUUCUGAAUCUCUGCACGGACGAAGGGCAGACGGACUAUAUCAAUGCCAGUUUCAUCCAGGGGGUAAAUAACAAGAGAUGCUACAUCGCGACCCAGGGGCCGCUGCCUCACACCGUCCUGGAUUUCUGGCGCAUGAUUUGGGAAUACGGGGUGAAGGUAAUUGCCAUGGCCUGUCGGGAGGUGGAGAUGGGGAAGAAAAAGUGUGAACGCUACUGGCCGCUGAAGCAAGAACCGCUGCAGAUCGGGCCCUUCUCCAUCAUACAGAUCAAGGAGCAGGAGCUGAAUCCGGACGUGAUAGUCCGCACGCUGAGCGUCAGCUUCCAGAACGAGGAGCGCCCCCUCACCCAUUUCCAGUACGUGGCCUGGCCGGACCGCGGGAUCCCGGACAAUUACAGCCAUUUCCUGGAGAUGAUCGAGCACGUGCGAUUGAAACAGGGGGACGACUCAGCCCCCAUCUGCGUGCACUGCAGCGCUGGCUGUGGCCGGACCGGCGUGAUCUGCAUCCUGGAGCACGUGAGACACCUUCUCCUCCAACAGAGCAUCCCCCCGAAUUUCAGCAUUUUCGACAUCGUCCUAGCGAUGAGAAAGCAGAGACCAUCGGCUGUCCAGACGCUGGAGCAGUACGAGUUCCUGUUCCACGCCGUGGCCGAGAUGUUCCGCUCCGCCCUGGCCACCGCCAAGUACGAGAACCUCAAGGAGAACCAGCUGCCCCUGUACGACGACGCCGUGUCCCUGCGCCGCCCUGCGUCCCUUGGCAAACACAGCAGCGUCUUACGGGAGGCCUCAUUGUUUUCUCUUCCGCCAGCCUCCAGCUCCCCCCGCCUUGAGUCUACGGACAGCUACGAGCCCGUGGACGCCUCACCUGGAAGGAGCUGCAGCCCCCUCGCCUCCCCGGGCAACGGUCUCGGCUAUAACUUCCGCAUCGGGAAGCCAAAAGGCCCCCGCGACCCCCCGGCUGAGUGGACGCGGCUCUAGGGGGCCUGUGGGGUGGGUGGGGGCACUGGGGCCUGUGCCCCUCCCACCCCAACCCCAGAUGGACUGAGCCAAGCCGCAGCCCCGGCAUCACCCCCCGGCACAGAGCGAACCACCAUCAACUGACAGCAGCCUGGGAGCCAGGACUCCUGGGUUCCCUUCCAGGCGCAGGGAGAAGAGUAACGAACACCACCUUUAACUCAGUGGGGCACCGCUGCAAGCUAGGCCCCAGAGCUUGGGGGCACGGGGCUAAAUCCCCCCCCCCCCGCGGCAAGAUGGGAACAGCUGUGAACAGACAGCAGCAGAAACCAAACCAAGGGUCGAACCAAGCUGUGUAUUAAAGCAGACCCUACAAAAAUAAAAGUGUGAAAACAA
Molecule: messenger RNA, 1571 nt
Organism: Terrapene triunguis (Three-toed box turtle)
Lineage: Eukaryota; Metazoa; Chordata; Testudines; Emydidae
Gene: PTPN18
Product: protein tyrosine phosphatase non-receptor type 18
Exons: 14
Coding region: 21-1199 (392 amino acids)
Biological process (GO): peptidyl-tyrosine dephosphorylation
Cellular component (GO): cytoplasm; nucleus
Molecular function (GO): non-membrane spanning protein tyrosine phosphatase activity
Source: RefSeq, a predicted model, not a curated record